Anolis sagrei ordinatus is the source of this 947-nucleotide messenger RNA. The record is from RefSeq and is a predicted model, not a curated record. Lineage: Eukaryota; Metazoa; Chordata; Lepidosauria; Squamata; Anolidae.
AAUAUCUUUCACUGAAUGGCUAUUUCCCAUUAUUUCCCAUUCUUAUUUUCCACAGUUUCCCUCACAAAAACCAGCAAGAAAGGCCUGGAAGUGAAGCAGAACUUGAUUGGAGAGUUGCGGAAAUGUGUGGAGACCUACAAGCGCCUCUUCCUCUUCUCUGUGGCCAACAUGAGGAACAACAAGCUCAAGGACGUCCGCAACGCCUGGAAGCACAGCAGGAUCUUCUUUGGGAAAAACAAAGUGAUGAUGGUGGCGUUGGGACGGAGCCCAGCGGACGAAUACAGAGAUAACCUGCACCAGGUCAGCAAACACCUUCGGGGAGAAGUGGGCCUCCUCUUCACCAACCGCACCAAAGAGGAAGUCAUCGACUGGUUCUCGAAAUUCCAGGAGUCGGACUUUGCCCGUUCGGGGAACCGGGCCACCUUCGCGGUCAGCCUGGACCAGGGCCCCUUGGAGACCUUCCCGCACUCCAUGGAGCCCCAGCUGCGCCAACUGGGCCUCCCUACCGCCCUCAAGAAAGGAGUUGUGACCCUCCUCACCGACCACGACAUCUGCAAAGAAGGGGACGUCUUGACCCCGGAACAGGCACGGAUCCUGAAACUCUUUGGCUACAAAAUGGCGGACUUCCGAGUGACGAUCCGGAGCGUCUGGAGCGCCGAGACGGGAGAGUUCGAAGUCUUAGUUGAAGGCGAUGAAGAUGCUGCGGAAGAGAUGGAGGAGGAAGAGGAGGAGGUGGAGGAGGAAGAAGGCGAGUGACCCCAAAAAAGAGGGGGACAGGCAUCCCAUGGACUCUUCGCUUCCCCAAAAGGACCAUCGACAACAAGGGGAAACCUUCCUUUCUGUGUGAAUCCGGGACUGAGCUGGGCGUAUUUAUCAGAGGAGAUGGAUUAUUGUAUAGCUAUACAUGCCACUGUAUAUGUAAAAAGUUUAUAAAACUCUGGACUUGC